AUGGUUACGGAAGAAAGUAUACGGCAAGAUUUAACAAAAGCAGUAAAUGAAAUCAUUGCACGCUUAAUAAAGGCGCAUCGGGAGGGCAAAGAUGUUGAUCUCAAUAAACUUAAGGGCAAAGUUUCAUCAAGUUAUGGGUUGUCAACUCAACCCAAAUUGAUAGAUAUAAUUGCUGCCGUUCCUGCAGAGCACAGAAACUGGCUUGUACCUAAAUUGAAAGCGAAACCGAUUCGAACAGCCAGUGGUAUUGCUAUUGUUGCGGUGAUGUGUAAACCUCAUCGUUGUCCUCAUAUCAAUUUCACUGGUAAUAUUUGUGUGUACUGUCCUGGUGGACCUGACUCCGAUUUCGAAUACAGCACUCAGUCUUAUACUGGCUUUGAACCAACUUCAAUGAGAGCUAUCAGAGCUCGAUAUAACCCUUUUUUACAAACAAGAAGUCGGUUAACGCAGCUAAUGCAGCUUGGUCACAGUAUUGAUAAAGUUGAAUUUAUAGUCAUGGGAGGGACUUUCAUGUCUUUACCAGAUGACUAUCGGGAUUAUUUCAUUCGUAAUCUCCAUGAUGCAUUAUCUGGUCAUUGCAGUAAUAGUGUUGAUGAAGCAGUCGAAUUCAGUGAACGAAGCAAGGUGAAAUGUAUUGGGAUAACAAUUGAAACAAGACCUGAUUACUGUUUACCAAAGCAUUUGGACCAGAUGUUAAGUUAUGGUUGUACAAGGCUAGAAAUUGGUGUACAGUCAACAUACGAGGAUGUUGCAAGGGAUACAAAUAGAGGCCAUACCGUACAAGCAGUAUGUGAUUGCUUUGAAAUGUCAAAAGAUACAGGUUAUAAGGUUGUGAUACAUAUGAUGCCAAAUUUGCCGAACGUUACGAUUGAUCGUGACAUGGAACAAUUCAUUGAGCUCUUUGAAAAUCCAGCAUUUCGACCAGAUGGUCUUAAAAUAUAUCCGACUUUAGUCAUUCGUGGAACUGGCUUAUAUGAGCUGUGGAGAACAGGGCGUUAUAAAAGUUAUCCUCCGGAGAUUUUGGUUGAUCUGACAGCUCGAAUUUUGGCUCUGAUUCCUCCAUGGACUCGUGUUUAUCGCGUACAGCGUGAUAUACCGAUGCCGCUUGUAACUAGUGGAGUGCAAUACGGAAACUUGCGUGAGCAUGCACUUGCGCGCAUGAAACAGUUGGGAACUAAGUGUCGUGAUGUAAGGACCCGUGAAGUUGGAAUUCAGGAAAUACAUAAUAAAAUCCGUCCUUAUCAAGUAGAACUGAUUCGUCGAGAUUACGUUGCUAAUGGAGGAUGGGAAACGUUUAUUUCCUAUGAAGAUCCUGAACAAGACAUUUUAAUUGGUCUGUUAAGAUUGCGGAAGUGUAGUGAUAAAGUUCAUCGACCCGAGUUAAAGAAUGGGGUGUCAAUUAUUCGUGAACUUCAUGUCUACGGGUCUGUGGUACCAGUAUCGGCUCGCGAUCCAUCAAAGUUUCAACAUCAAGGAUUUGGGCAGUUGCUUGUUGAAGAAGCAGAGCGAAUAGCAAAAGAAGAACAUUUUAGCAAAAAACUUGCAAUCAUAUCCGGUGUAGGCACAAGAAAUUAUUACCGAACAAAAGUCAGGAAUACUUUAUUGGAAGAAGUACUUCAGAAUUAA
Messenger RNA from Thelazia callipaeda (thelaziosis nematode), 1626 nucleotides. Lineage: Eukaryota; Metazoa; Nematoda; Chromadorea; Rhabditida; Thelaziidae. The record is from the annotation of a GenBank genome assembly.